This is a messenger RNA of Tinamus guttatus (white-throated tinamou), 2571 nucleotides long. RefSeq names its product WD and tetratricopeptide repeats 1 (gene WDTC1). The record is from RefSeq and is a predicted model, not a curated record. Gene Ontology annotation, biological process: negative regulation of fatty acid biosynthetic process. NCBI's taxonomy places the organism in Eukaryota, Metazoa, Chordata, Aves, Tinamiformes, Tinamidae. Gene Ontology annotation, cellular component: cytoplasm; Cul4-RING E3 ubiquitin ligase complex. Gene Ontology annotation, molecular function: protein binding.
CAUGGAUGGAGCCUCGCAACUUCCAGCGCCCGUACCCGGGAGGCCUGACAGGUAAUUAAAUGCCCUUACUGUGGAUCUCUGCUCCGUUGGCAAACCCGGUUGCACAGUAGCUCUUCCCAUAGCUUCUUUUACUCUGUCCCCCUGGAAGAAGAUGGCAAAAGUAAACAUUACUCGAGACAUCAUUCACAGGCAAAUCAAGGAGAGGGGUGCGCUAGGCUUUGAACGCCACUAUCAUGUCACCGAUCCCUUCAUUCGCCGCCUGGGCCUGGAAGCAGAAUUGCAGGGUCACUCUGGGUGUGUCAACUGUCUAGAAUGGAAUGAAAAAGGAGACUUGCUGGCCUCUGGAUCUGAUGAUCAGCAUACGAUUGUCUGGGAUCCUCUGCAUCACAAGAAGCUCCUUUCUAUGCACACAGGGCAUACCGCAAAUAUCUUUUCUGUCAAGUUCUUGCCGCAUUCAGGGGAUCGCAUCCUCAUCACGGGAGCUGCAGAUUCCAAGGUGCACGUCCAUGACUUGACUGUCAAGGAGACCAUCCACAUGUUUGGAGAUCACACCAACAGGGUUAAGCGAAUUGCCACAGCUCCCAUGUGGCCAAACACCUUCUGGAGUGCAGCAGAGGAUGGGCUAAUCAGACAGUACGAUCUGCGGGAGAACAGCAAACGUUCAGAAGUCCUAAUAGACUUGACCGAGUAUUGUGGGGAGCUGGUGGAGGCCAAAUGUCUCACAGUCAACCCCCAAGAUAACAACUACUUAGCGGUGGGGGCAAAUGAGCCCUUCGUGCGGCUGUACGACAUACGCAUGAUCCACAACCACAGGAAAAGCAUGAAGCAGAGUCCUUCAGCUGGAGUGCACACGUUCUGCGACCGGCAGAAACCCCUCCCGGAUGGUGCAGCUCAGUACUACGUGGCAGGGCACCUCCCAGUGAAACUUCCAGACUACAACAACCGACUGAGAGUUCUGGUGGCCACAUACGUGACCUUCAGUCCUGAUGGCACCGAGCUUUUAGUCAACAUGGGAGGGGAGCAGGUCUAUUUGUUUGACCUAACUUACAAACAGCGACCGUACACUUUUCUUCUCCCAAAGAAGUGCCAUACUUCAGGGGAAGUGCAGAAUGGAAAAACCUCGACAAAUGGAGUGUCAAAUGGCAUCCACCUGCACAGCAAUGGCUUCCGCUUGUCUGAAGGACGAGGACAUGUGAGUCCCCAGGUUGAGCUGCCUCCCUACCUGGAGAGAAUUAAGCAGCAAGCCAACGAGGCCUUUGCUUGUCAGCAGUGGACUCAAGCCAUCCAGCUGUACAGCAGAGCAAUCCAGAAAGCCCCCAACAACGCCAUGCUGUAUGGAAACAGAGCUGCUGCCUACAUGAAGCGCAAAUGGGAUGGGGACCAUUAUGAUGCUCUACGAGACUGCUUGAAGGCCAUAUCCCUGAAUCCGUGCCACCUGAAGGCGCACUUCCGGCUUGCGCGCUGUCUGUUUGAGCUCAAGUACGUGGCAGAAGCACUGGAGUGUCUGGAUGACUUUAAAGGGAAGUUCCCAGAACAAGCACAUAGCAGUGCCUGCGAUGCACUAGACAGAGACAUCAACGCGGCCCUCUUCUCCAAGAGUGAUAAUGCUGAAGACAAGAAGGGGGGUGGCCCCAUCCGGCUGCGAGCCACAGGUCGUAAGGCUUCGAUCUCGGAGGAUGAGAUGGUGCUGAGGGAGCGCAGCUACGACUACAAGUUCCGGUAUUGUGGCCACUGUAACACUACUACAGACAUCAAAGAGGCCAAUUUCUUUGGCAGCAAUGCACAGUACAUAGUCAGCGGGUCGGAUGACGGCUCGUUCUUCAUCUGGGAGAAAGAAACCACAAAUCUUGUUCGAGUGCUGCAGGGAGACGAGUCGAUUGUGAAUUGUCUGCAGCCUCAUCCCAGUUACUGCUUCCUGGCCACCAGUGGCAUUGAUCCAGUUGUACGGCUGUGGAAUCCCAGGCCAGAGAGUGAAACCCUCAAUGGCCGUGUGGUGGUAGACAUGGAAGGUGCUUCCCAAGCCAACCAGAGACGAAUGAACGCAGACCCGCUGGAGGUGAUGUUGCUGAACAUGGGGUACCGGAUUACAGGACUGACGAGUGGUGGGGCUGGAGGCUCAGACGACGAAGACAGCUCAGAGGGGCAAGUCCAGUGCCGACCCAGCUAAAACAGAACCGCCUCUCCUUCCUCUAAUUGUUUGGUUGAAAGGGAACCUAGUUUCCUUGGUCCUGAAGUUUCUCUGAUGAAUGACUGCACUGUUUCGCACUAUGCACAGAGUAGGACAAGCUGGCAGGGGCAGGAGCGGCCGUCUCUGUAAACCACCACCGCCUCCACCACCUCCUCCUCCCGUCACACUACUGAGCAGCAUGGCGGUGCAGUCUGGCGUUUGCCUUUAGCGGAAUUUAGUCCCGGCAGGGAUCUUUGAGUUGUCUGUAAGCAGUGUAAGCUGGUGACUUUUUCCAGAGCUGCUAUAUGACCUGGUACAGAGGGAUAUUGCCUGCAUUCAUGCGUUUGCAGAGAGGAUGUUAAAUUCCUGAAUAAAAUACAAACCUAGGGCAGGGGUUAUGGAAU